UUCAUGCAUUUCAUUCUCAACACGCAGCUGACUGAUUUGAUCAUAAAUAAAAUUAUUCGUAAUUUCUAACCGUAUUAAUAAAAUCAAUAGAACUCCGUUGUCAAUUCUUCCGUACAUAUAAGAAGUCUAUUUUAUGAACGGAAAGCAGGAUAAAUUCAUUUGAAGUGGAAUGUAUUUCACCUGCGAAAUUCACAAUCUACAAUUUUCUAACCUACAAGAAGUCAAGGAACAUGACACGAUUUUACACAAAGAUGACGACACUGUUAUCAAACUUGAAUCCACAUUUCUCUACGGCACGUCCGACGAUGGAAAAAUUGCUCAGCAAGAAGAGGCUACAAAUAUCGACCUGUUUACAUGUCACAUUUGUGCGGAAACUUUCCCCACUCAGGAAACGGUAUUGACCCACUUGAUCUCACACCUUCCCCCCGACCACGACCGCACCAAUAUCUCCACAUUCGUAAUAAAGAAGGAACCAAAUUUCGAGGCGGAAACUUCCGACCUCAAUGAUUCCGAGUCAUCAAACUCCGUACCCACUCUGCCUCCCCCUCCCAAAAAGCCAAAGAAGCCAGCAAGACCCAAGAAAACGAAGAAAUCACGAAGGCGAACACACUACAAAGCCAUAAAUUCCCCCCACCGACCCGCCACGUACAACCAACUCUUACCCGAGGGGCGAAUCUCCUGCUACUUUUGCGGAUUUGCCCCUUAUUCUGGCCAACUCGUCCGCUUCGACCACCACAUGUACAAGCACACGUUGGAGGUUCCAUACCGCUGUGAUACUUGUGGGCGCAGCUUAUCCAGCCCUGAAGCACUUGAGAAACACAAAAAGCGUCACCAGGUUGGACGUGAAAUUCGAAAAUUUAUCUGUCGCCAGUGCAAAAGCUCAUUCCGCACGAAGGACACGCUCCGCAGUCACGUGGCGACGCAUACCACCCAUGCAGACGUGCAGUGUCCCCAGUGCGACAAGAAAUUCAAAGAUGAACGAAGAAUGGUGCGGCAUAUCAGAGCUGCUCAUACGGCUCGGGCUCUGAUCAAGUGUGUCGUUUCAAGCUGUAACGAACAGUUUAAAAGACGGGACAAAUAUAAGAGGCACUUGAAGAAGUUCCAUGAGGGGGUAGAGGUCCUUGAGGAAGGGAAAAGUCACUCUUGUCCGUUUUGUGACGAGGUCUUCAAAUUCCAGUGGCAAUUUGAGCGUCAUGCAGUGCAAAGUCAUCCCCACGAUGUGACCCAGCUCUUCACCUGUGAGCCUUGUGAUGCCGUUUUGGCUAAUUUUCAUCAAUUUAGGAAACACUGUAAAGCACUUGGACAUUUAAAGAAAGCGACAAAGACUGAGAAAAAAGGAAAGAAAAGAUUGCGAAAAUGAUCUAUAGAAUAUUUUCUUUAAUCCAGUGUUUAUGAGAUCUGUUUAUUUACAUAAAUAUAAUAGAAAUUUGUAUUCAAAUAAGCUUGCCAGAUUGUUUAAUAAUGUGGGAUUAAAAUAUUUAAAUCAAUAUUAUAUGUAAAAUUUGAAACCUGUACUUCUUCCAAAUCUGAGCAAAACUUAAUUUCUGAACGCAAAUUAAACAGACGAGAAAACGGGGGUUUUCGUAUGUACAACUCUGAUA
This is a messenger RNA of Folsomia candida, 1601 nucleotides long. Its product is annotated as zinc finger protein 382. Lineage: Eukaryota; Metazoa; Arthropoda; Collembola; Entomobryomorpha; Isotomidae. The coding region runs from base 170 to 1360 and encodes 396 amino acids. The transcript is spliced from 3 exons. The record is from RefSeq and is a predicted model, not a curated record.